AUGCAGCAACAGAUAAAAGAAUACGGUCACUUCCUGAGGACUGCACUUCUGUGGUAUGUCACUGAGAGAGUGGUGAAAAGUCUAACCGUUGUAUCCGACAGUGCAGACCCAGCAGCCAAUGAGGAGGCUAGUGUGGGUGGUGAUGCGCGCUAUGAGAUGCUGGGGCUGGGGCUCCGCGGACCAAACCCGGCUUUAUCAGCCGCGCGCUGCCGGGGUCUGCCGACAGGGGGCGGUAGAGCGCGCUGCAGGGCUGGAGGUGGCGGGGCUGCUCCCUCCGCUUCCUCCCGGUUCCUGCUCGCACCAACCCAGCCAGUCCCCGUGGCAGCAGCUGAAUCCAGUCUGCAGUUUCCUCGACACUCGCAGACCCAGCUUCCUGGGGCCCCUCGGAGACACCAGCACCCGCUGAGCAGCACCUACUCCUCGGAGAUUGGAGUCCCAGCCACCAGGUGGAAUCGGACACUGCUUACUUCGGUCAAAGAUCCAGGCCAUUUCCUCGCUACCCUGCAGUGGAGGAAGUUAUAUCUGGUGACUGUGCAAGAAUCAGCAGACAAUAAUAUCUGGGAAUUUUCACAGCAUAUGUCAAGGAGGUCAAGCACACACCAGACAGAAGAUCCCGCCAAUUCUGCCUGUCCCAUAAGUCCUGGAGCCUUGGUGGCGAUCAAGAAAAUAAUGAAUUUUACUGGAUCUUCCACUCCCGGAGGAACAGACCGGUGGCAGCUCCUGGAAAUGAUUGGGGUGACAAUGGAGAUUGACAAGGAAGAUGAGCAGGUGAUUUUGUCUGGAAGGAGUGGCAGUUUCACAUAAAACCACAACUCAAUUUUUUUUUGCCAUUUUUUCUUUCCUUCUUCCUAUUUUAUAAAAAGUCUGUUUUUGAAGUCGUUAAACGUAUUUUUUACAGGAAAAGUUUCUUUUUUUUGAGGAAGGUUAAC
Messenger RNA from Mesoplodon densirostris (Blainville's beaked whale), 929 nucleotides. RefSeq lists its product as uncharacterized. Bases 1 to 804 code for a protein of 267 amino acids. The record is from RefSeq and is a predicted model, not a curated record. The transcript has 5 exons. NCBI's taxonomy places the organism in Eukaryota, Metazoa, Chordata, Mammalia, Artiodactyla, Ziphiidae.